GAGCUCAACGCCACGGUCGAGGCCGCGGCCACACGCGUGGUCCGCGAGCGCGUGGGCGGCGGCGUGCAAGCGCGGCUGGUGCCAGGAGGCGAGGAGGCGCUACCGCUGGUGUUCUUCGGCGACGGCGUGAAGCUGGGAAAGGAGCCGUUCCGCCCGUACGGGCAGCGCGAGGCCCAGCAGCUGUUGGACGACAUCAUGGACGGCUUCUUCCCGUACGCCCUGAAGGACGACCAUCCUGGUGGAGUUGUGCUGAAGGAUGCGUUUUGGGGGGGAAAUCUGGUGUUGUGGUUUCACCCGCAGGUCCCAGCAGCGCAGUAG
Messenger RNA from Prorocentrum cordatum, 318 nucleotides. The record is from the annotation of a GenBank genome assembly. NCBI's taxonomy places the organism in Eukaryota, Dinophyceae, Prorocentrales, Prorocentraceae.